Dimorphilus gyrociliatus is the source of this 1961-nucleotide messenger RNA. The record is from the annotation of a GenBank genome assembly. NCBI's taxonomy places the organism in Eukaryota, Metazoa, Annelida, Polychaeta, Dinophilidae.
AAGUAACUGCCGCCGACAAUGGCAUUGAGAGGUCAUCAAAUUCGACUAUUGUCAAAAACAGCGAAAUUGCAUUGUUUAUUACGGGUAAAUGGUGUAAAUAACUUUUCAUCAAAUACUCAUGUGGGUCCUUCAGCCGCGGUUGAAAAAAAUCCAACUGGUAAAAUCUCUAAAGCCAGUCAAAAAGAUACUGAAAAUUACAAGUAUUUCGAUUGUGUUUAUGUUGGAGGGGGUAUUGUGGGACUGGCAAGCGCUUACACUGCCAUGCGCAAAUUUCCUUUUUUAGAGUCUUGUGUACUAGAAAAGGAAGAUAAAUUGGCUGCCCAUCAAAGUGGUAAUAACAGCGGUGUUAUACACGCGGGAAUUUAUUAUGUACCUGGGUCACUAAAGGCAAAACUAUGCGUGGAAGGACUUCGAUUAGCGUACGAAUACUGUGACGCCAACAACGUACCAUAUAAAAAAUGCGGAAAAUUAAUUGUAGCAACUCAACCUGACGAAUUGCCACGCUUAGCCAAUUUACACGAAAGAGGCUUAAAAAAUGACGUACCUGAUUUGAAAUUAAUUGAAAAUGAGGAAGGAAUAAGAGAAAUCGAACCGAAUUGUCGUGGUCUAAAAGCUCUUCACUCUCCUCACACGGGUAUUGUUGAUUGGGCUGAAGUAUCUAGAUCUUAUGGAAAGAACUUUGAAAAGAGUGGCGGAAAAAUAUUCUUAAAUCACGAAGUAACCGGUUUUAGAGAAUCUGGAAUGACUGAUGAUGAUUUUCCUGUGGAGAUUAGCCUAAAGUCUCAACCGUACAAAAUCCGCACUCGUUACGUUAUUACCUGCACUGGUUUGCAAUCGGAUAAAGUAGCCGCUUUAUCUGGAGGCACACCGCAUCCUAAAAUCGUGCCAUUUAGAGGAGAGUAUUUGCUGUUAAAGAAAGAAAAGAGCGAUCUUGUUAGAGGAAACAUUUAUCCAGUUCCUGAUCCCAAAUUCCCCUUUUUAGGAGUUCAUUUCACACCAAGAAUGAAUGGAGAUGUGUGGUUGGGGCCAAAUGCUGUUUUGGCAUUUAAAAGGGAAGGUUAUAAGUUAUUUGACUUCAGUUUAAAGGAAUUCUCAGAGGCUGCAGCUUAUUCGUAAGUCUAAUAGUCUCUGUUAAUCUCAGUUCAAAGUAAGACAAUCAUACCUUUGAAUUUAUCUAUCCAAUACUAGGGGAUUGAGAAAGCUCGUCUUUAAGAAUGUUUCUUACGCGUUUGGUGAACUUUACAGGGGUGUAUUCAUUUCGGCUCAGGUCAAACAGUUACAGAGAUUUGUUCCAGAAUUGCAGCUUUCCGAUGUUACCAAGGGCCCAGCUGGGGUAAGAGCGCAAGCCUUAGCGCCUGACGGUUCAUUGGUCGACGAUUUUGUUUUUGAUUCCGGUACAGGAUCGUUAUCCUCAAGAAUGUUGCACGUUAGAAAUGCUCCCUCCCCAGCCGCCACAAGCUCGUUAGCAAUAGCAAGGAUGGUAACAGAUAGAGCAUCGACGCUUUUCGAUUGGAAGAGUUAUCAAUAAAUUAAUAAAAGUGAAGACAGUCAAAUGAAAUCCUUAAAAUUAAAAAAAGAGCUAUAUUGGUUUAUUAAAGAGACUUUGUAAUUGUACCCAUGUAGAAUCAUAUAUCUUCAGUGAAAUGUUCGAGUAACUCUAAACAAGAGAUGAUAUACAUAAGAUUAUAUUAAGAAAUUAAAUAAACUAUAUAUGAUAUGCAUAUCUUUAUUCAACUAAUUGAUCUUGUGUUAGAAAAAGUCUCAAUUGAUCAUCAAAUCCUAUUAAAACUAUAAUCAUUUGUCCAGAUUCUUGAACCUAAAAUCAUUUUUUUUUUAGUUAAGCUUUAUAUUACAUCAUUCGUAGGAUUAAUGAUUAAAUUCUAUUAGACGUGGACACUAUUUUAGCUGAAUAUUUUUUGAAUAUAUCAAAAAAGAGAGGGAGGGAGAGAGAGAGAGGAGAG